Molecule: messenger RNA, 681 nt
Organism: Panthera uncia (snow leopard)
Lineage: Eukaryota; Metazoa; Chordata; Mammalia; Carnivora; Felidae
Product: olfactory receptor 52D1-like
Exons: 2
Coding region: 19-681 (220 amino acids)
Biological process (GO): G protein-coupled receptor signaling pathway
Cellular component (GO): membrane
Molecular function (GO): olfactory receptor activity; G protein-coupled receptor activity
Source: RefSeq, a predicted model, not a curated record
AGGUGAUGAACCAAAUAUAUGAAGGCAUUCCAUCACCCCUUGGAUACAGCCCUUUGUUCGCCAAGCAGAAUGUCAGUUUCCAACAUCAGUGAUGACAGUCUCCCAGGCACACUCAUCCUUACUGGGAUCCCAGGACUGGAGUGGGCCCACAUCUGGAUUGCCAUCCCCUUCUGCACCAUGUAUCUGGUAGCGCUGACUGGGAAUGCUGCCCUCAUCCUUGUCAUUGUGACAGACAGUGCUCUUCAUGCACCCAUGUACCUCUUCCUGUGCCUUCUCUCACUCACUGACCUGGCUCUCAGCUCCACUACUGUGCCCAAGACAUUAGCCAUUUUGUGGCUUUAUGCUGGAGAGAUUUCCUUUGGUGGAUGCCUGGCCCAGAUGUUUUGUGUCCAUUCUAUCUAUGCUCUGGAGUCCUCAGUUCUUCUCGCCAUGGCCUUUGAUCGCUACAUAGCUAUAUGCAACCCACUGAGAUAUACAACCAUUCUCAACCAUACUGUCAUAGGCAAAAUUGGCCUUGCCAGCAUAUUCCGUAGCAUAGUUUUUGUCUCCCCAUUCAUCUUCUUGUUGAGGAGACUGCCUUACUGUGGUCACCAUAUCAUGGCCCACACAUACUGUGAGCACAUGGGCAUCGCUCGCCUGAUGCUGGCUUCAUCUGAUCAAAAGGUCUACCUCACAAGGUAA